AUGGCAUUGGAGCUCGCCCAUUUACGAAAGCUGUUGCAACCUCGCGAACUUCGCAACAACGGUGGGCGAAGUCGACGCGCGACAGUCGCGAUGACGAUCUCUCGCAUCCCUCCGUCCGACACGGUUCUCGAGGCGUCGCAGAAUACGACGAUGACGAUUCCCCCGCGAACGACGCUCAGAGAGUACCUCGAUAAGAUCACGGACCCGUUAGAAGCGGAGCUGCGGACUCGUUACUGGCUGCCGCACAUCACGGAUAUUGAUCCCGAUUCACCAUCGUUCUACUCCACGUUUUGCACCAAGACAAGCUGUCCGCUGCUGCCUCUCGAUAAGGGCGCGUCGUUUGUGGACCACGACACGCACGAGCUGGGAACCACGUCGCUCUUCGUGCACGACAACGACAAAGUGCUGCUCAAGACCGUCAAGUAUUCCCAUCCCAUGACAGCGGAUGCGGCAUCGGAGGAGGACUGCCAGUUCGUGCAGCACUGGCUGGUGCGAGCGGGGGCGAGGCCGCGCAUAUACUUCAAGCCGCAGGACGUGCGCGCUGCUGUUGUCACGUGCGGGGGGCUCUGCCCUGGACUCAAUGACGUCAUCCGCCAGGUGGUGAUGACACUCAACACGUACGGAGUGAGUGACAUUCGGGGCAUCAAGUAUGGCUUCCGGGGCUUCUUCGAUUCCUCCUUGCACAUACCGCUGAACCGCGCAGUGGUGGACAACAUUCACCUCAUGGGCGGCUCUUUCCUGGGCGUUUCCCGAGGGGGCUCCAACAGCCUCGAUAUUGUCGACUCCAUUCAGAAGGAGGGGAUCAACAUGCUGUUUGUGAUUGGUGGAAACGGCACCCACGCCGGAGCUCUGGCCAUUCACAAGGAGUGCUACAAGCGCGGCAUGAAGGUGGCGGUGGUGGGGGUGCCCAAGACCAUAGAUAACGACAUACUGUUGCUGGACCAGACGUUUGGCUUCGACACGGCUGUGGAGGAGGCGCAGAGGGCGCUGCAUGCUGCGUAUGUGGAGGCAUCCAGCGCGUACAGGGGCAUCGGCAUCGUGAAGCUCAUGGGGCGGCAGAGUGGUUUCAUUGCCAUGCACUCGUCGCUUGCCAGCGGGCAGGUUGACAUGGCUCUCAUCCCUGAGGUGCCGUUUUGUCUGGAGGGCCCCAAUGGGGUGUUGCAGCAUCUGGAGUAUCUGCUGGACCGCCAGGGCCACGCCAUCAUCUGCGUGGCAGAGGGUGCAGGGCAGGAUCUCGUGCAAGGAGAGGGCGGCACAGAUGCGUCAGGAAAUCCAAUCCUGUCAGACAUCGGGGUCUUUCUCUUGAAGCAGGUGCGGCGUCAUUUCAAGUCCAUCGGACGGCCAGCAGACGUCAAGUACAUCGAUCCAACGUACAUGAUUCGCGCGUGCCGCGCGAACGCGUCGGACAGCAUCAUGUGCGCCGUGCUCGGGCAGAACGCCGUUCACGGCGCGUUUGCUGGCUACAGCGGCAUCACCGUGGGAUUGGUCAACUCGCACUACGCGUAUAUCCCGAUCCCCGAAGUUAUCAGGCACGCGCGGCCCGUGGAUCCUAACGGUCGCAUGUGGCACCGGUGUCUCACAGCGACUGUUUCUUCUGACACACAACGAGUAAGAUGCUAUCAAUAUGGCGACUUGGAGCGGUUCGGUCAACAUUAUCCCAACCCUCUUAACUACAGCCGAGGAGAAUGCCUAUGCAAGCCCGUCCAUAAUUUCGUUAUCCUUUCCAUGCAGCGGUCCGGCAGCGGGUGGUUCGAAACAUUUUUAAACUCCCACCCGAACAUUAGUAGCCACGGCGAGAUAUUUAUAGUCAGGCCGCGGCGCGAAAACGCGUCGGCGGUCGCGGAAACGCUUGACCGCGUUUACAACCUGGAUUGGUCGAACAGCGCCGCGAAGAACUCGUGCACGAGCGCCGUCGGAUUCAAAUGGAUGCUCAACCAGGGCGCGAUGGAGUUCAGUAGUGACGUGGCAGAGUACUUCAAGAAGCACCACGUGUCCGUCAUCCUGCUGAUCAGGAGGAACGUGCUGCGGCGGCUCAUCUCCAUCCUGGCGAACGCGUACGAUCGCAAGACGCAGCUAGUGGGAGUGCACAAGUCGCACACACAUAGCAAAGAAGAGGCGGCGAAGCUGGCGACGUUUCGGCCGAACGUGAACGCGAAGCACCUGGAGGGCAACCUGCAGCGCGUGCAGGAGAUGGUGGACGACGCGCUCCGGGCGUUCAACGGCACGCGGCGCAUGCUAGUGUACUACGAGGACGUGGUCAAGAACAAGACGAUCCUGGAGAAUGUGCAGCGCUUCUUAGGGGUGCCAGCACAGGAGCUGACAAGCAAGCAGGUGAAGAUCCACACGCGGCCGCUGAGGGAGUCCAUUGAGAACUACGAUGCCGUGGCUGCCAAGCUCAAAGGCACCGAGUUUGAGAAAUUCCUGGAGGAUGAGAGCUAUGGUUGA
Messenger RNA from Closterium sp. Yama58-4, 2445 nucleotides. Lineage: Eukaryota; Viridiplantae; Streptophyta; Zygnematophyceae; Desmidiales; Closteriaceae. The record is from the annotation of a GenBank genome assembly.